Messenger RNA from Phaethon lepturus (White-tailed tropicbird), 1623 nucleotides. It is a transcript of the gene GPD2, whose product is annotated as glycerol-3-phosphate dehydrogenase 2 (mitochondrial). The record is from RefSeq and is a predicted model, not a curated record. NCBI's taxonomy places the organism in Eukaryota, Metazoa, Chordata, Aves, Phaethontiformes, Phaethontidae. Gene Ontology annotation, biological process: glycerol-3-phosphate metabolic process. Gene Ontology annotation, molecular function: calcium ion binding; glycerol-3-phosphate dehydrogenase (quinone) activity. The coding region runs from base 1 to 1623 and encodes 540 amino acids. The transcript has 12 exons. Gene Ontology annotation, cellular component: mitochondrion; glycerol-3-phosphate dehydrogenase (FAD) complex.
AUGCCGCAGAUGCCCGCGUGGGGAACGCAGCUAGGCGUGCUGCUGCCGUCCGUGGCUGGAGGUGACUGGUGUCCUUCCUCCGGUCCCGUCCCCGCUGCAGGACAGCACAACGACGCACGGAUGAACCUCGCCAUCGCCCUCACUGCUGCCAGGUACGGCGCUGCCACGGCCAAUUACGCUGAAGUGCUGCGCUUGCUGAAGACGACAGACCCGGCCAGCGGGAAGGAGCGCGUGUGCGGGGUGCGCUGCAGGGACGUCUUAACAGGGCAGGAAUUUGAUGUCAAAGCCAAGUGCGUUAUCAAUGCUACAGGACCUUUCACAGAUUCUGUGCGCAAAAUGGAUGAUCAGGAAGUACAAAACAUCUGUCAGCCAAGUGCAGGCGUGCAUAUUGUGAUGCCUGGUUAUUACAGCCCAGAUAAUAUGGGUCUGCUUGACCCAGCCACCAGUGAUGGUAGAGUGAUUUUCUUCUUGCCUUGGGAGAAGAUGACUAUUGCAGGGACCACAGACAGCCCGACUGACGUUACAUCCCAUCCGAUACCAACAGAAGAAGAUAUCAACUUCAUAUUGAAUGAAGUGCGCAACUACCUUAGCGUUGAUGUUGAAGUGAGAAGAGGAGACGUGUUGGCAGCGUGGAGUGGCAUUCGUCCUCUGGUCACAGACCCCAACUCCAAAGACACGCAGUCGAUAUCCCGGAAUCAUGUUGUUACCAUUAGUGAUAGUGGUCUUGUCACGAUAGCAGGUGGGAAGUGGACAACCUACCGUGCCAUGGCACAGGACACCAUUGAUGCAGCUAUUCAGGCACACGAUCUGAAGGCAGGUUCCAGUAAGACCAUUGGACUGCAGCUACAAGGGGCUGAGGACUGGAGUCCCACUCUCUAUAUUAGGUUGGUCCAAGACUAUGGACUUGAAAGUGAGGUGGCUCAGCAUCUAGCAUCAACAUACGGUGAUAAGGCUUUUGAGGUGGCCAAAAUAGCCCAAGUUACAGGAAAGAGAUGGCCUAUUGUUGGAAAACGUCUUGUAUCUGAAUUUCCUUAUAUUGAAGCUGAGGUUGUCUAUGGUGUUAAAGAGUAUGCCCGCACAGCAGUGGAUAUGAUUUCCCGACGUACUCGCUUGGCCUUCCUGAAUGUGCAGGCUGCAGAGGAAGCCCUGCCAAGAAUCGUAGAUAUAAUGGGGAAAGAACUUAACUGGAAUGAGCAGAAAAAAAAGGAAGAACUUGAAGCUGCUAAAAGAUUUCUCUAUUAUGAAAUGGGCUACAAAGUAAAAUCAGAUCAAUUAACAGACAGCUCUGAAAUCAGUCUAGCACCUUCAGAUAUUGAAAGGUACAAGAAGAGAUUCCACAUGUUUGACAAGGACAAGAAAGGGUUUAUUACUAUACUGGAUGUGCAGCGUGUCUUGGAGAGCAUCAGUGUGCAAAUUGCUGAAAAUACACUUCACGAUAUUCUAAAUGAAGUGGAUCUGAACAAAAAUGGACAGGUUGAACUCAAUGAGUUUUUGCAGCUCAUGAGUGCUAUUCAGAAGGGCCAUGUGUCUGGAAGCCGGCUGGCAGUGCUCAUGAAGACUGCCGAGGAGAAUCUGCAUCAGAGGUUGGUGAUUCCGGUGGACCGGAGCGGUGGUGGACUGUGA